ACCAUGUGUAUAAUAAAUUAAUUAUUGCUCUGCUGUUUUUUUUAUUGAAUGUAAUAUGGCUCCUCAACUUAUUGAAAACCUAAUUGUUGAUACUAGUGCUUUUAUUAAAAAUGCCCCCUUACAGGAAAUUGGAAAAAAUAUCAUAACAACGUCUGAUGUGAUUGAUGAAGUUACAAAUAAGCGUCAAAUAAGAAGACUAGUUGUUUUACCUUAUGAUAUCAAAGUAAAAGAAGUAUUUCCUGAAAAUAUACUAUUUGUCACAGAAUUCUCUAAAAAGACUGGGGACUACGCCAGUUUAUCUUCUACUGAUAUAAAAGUUAUAGCACUCACAUACCAAUUGGAAAAGGAAUUAGUGGGAACAGAGCUUAAACAAGCUCCAACAGUUCAAAAAACUAUUGUAGCCAGUGCUGCAAAACCCAGCAACAAUUCGAUUGGAGAUGCUGUAUCAUUUUUUGGGUCUGCUAAAAUUAGCGAAGACUCUGCUAUAAUUAUUAUUAGUCCUGUUAAAUCGAAUGAUGAUAAUGAAGAACAGGAUUAUGAUGACGAUGAUGAAGAAUGCUCUUCUGAAGAAGAGGAUGAUGAUGAUGAUGAAUUUGGAUGGAUCACUCCAAGUAAUAUUAAUGAAGUGAAAAAGAACCUAAACAAUGAUAUUAUAGAAGAGAAACCUUCAGUAGUUGCUUGCGUUACUACUGAUUUUGCAAUGCAAAAUGUCUUGAAACAAAUAGGCUUAAAUGUUGCUGCACUAGAUGGUCGAGUUAUUAAACAACUAAGAACUUUUAUAUUGCGCUGUUAUGCAUGUUUUAAAACUACAAGUAUUAUGACUAAAGUGUUUUGCCCAAACUGUGGAAAUAAAACUUUAAAACGUGUUUCAGUCAGUUUGGAUGAGAAUGGAAAGCAAAAGAUUCAUAUAAAUUUGAGAAAACCAUUAACAGCCAGAGGAAAAAAAUUCAGUUUACCGACACCAAAAGGAGGAAAACAUGCUAACAAUCCCAUUCUUUCAGAAGGCCAACGUGUUCCCCAACAAAGAGUUAGUAAGCAAGCUAUGUUACAGAAUGAUCCUUUGAAUCCAGAUUAUAUUGCAGGGUAUUCACCAUUUGUAACAAAGGAUAUAAAUUCACGAUCAGCAAUGUUGGGAAUAAGACAUAAUGGUGGCAAUAUGAAACAUUGGAUGAGAAAAAAUCCAAAUGAAGCAAGAAGAAGCCGCAAGUAACAAAUGUAUAUAUGUAUAUAUAUUUAUUAUUUUUUCAACAUAAUCAUAUUCUAUUCACAAAAAGUUACUUAAAUAUAGGUAAAAAAAUUA
Ctenocephalides felis (cat flea) is the source of this 1300-nucleotide messenger RNA. Its product is annotated as RNA-binding protein NOB1-like. Gene Ontology annotation, molecular function: RNA endonuclease activity. Gene Ontology annotation, biological process: ribosomal small subunit biogenesis; maturation of SSU-rRNA. Gene Ontology annotation, cellular component: preribosome, small subunit precursor. The record is from RefSeq and is a predicted model, not a curated record. Lineage: Eukaryota; Metazoa; Arthropoda; Insecta; Siphonaptera; Pulicidae.